Messenger RNA from Oryctolagus cuniculus (rabbit), 1292 nucleotides. It is a transcript of the gene NAA80, whose product is annotated as N-alpha-acetyltransferase 80, NatH catalytic subunit. Gene Ontology annotation, biological process: protein acetylation. The record is from RefSeq and is a predicted model, not a curated record. Lineage: Eukaryota; Metazoa; Chordata; Mammalia; Lagomorpha; Leporidae. Gene Ontology annotation, molecular function: N-acetyltransferase activity; acetyl-CoA binding. Gene Ontology annotation, cellular component: cytoplasm.
CCGCGGGGCCGCGACCGCUGCAGUGCGUCCGCCGCACCGCUUGGGGCCAGCGCGGGCGGACGGAGGAGGCCGAGCCCGAGCCCGCGAGAUCCCAAACCGUGCGGAACGAGGACGCGGUUCGUCCCGGAGCCCAGCAUCAACAUAUGGAGCUGAUCCUGAGUUCCAGCCCAGCUGAGCUGACUCUGGAUCCUGCAUGCCAGCCAGAGUUGACCCUGAGAUUCAACCUGACCAAGCUAACCCUGGAUCCUGCACGCCAGCCAGAACUGACCCUGAGCCCCAGGCUAGCUGAGCUGACCCCGGAUUCCACAUGCCAUCGGGAGAUGACCCUCGGUCCUGGCCCAGCUGGGCUGACGCUGGAUCCUGAACAGCAGCCAGAGGAGACCCCAACCCCUAACCUGGCUGAGCUGACCCUGGAGCCUGUGCACUGCCGACCUGAGCUCCUGGACGCGUGUGCCGACCUCAUCAAUGAGCAGUGGCCCCGCAGCCGUGCCUCCCGCCUGCACUCCCUGGGCCAGUCCUCAGACGCCUUCCCCCUCUGCCUGGUGCUGCUGCGCCCCGGCCACACACCGCAAGCAGUCCCCACUGUGGUGGGCCAUGCCCGUCUGUCGCGUGUGCUGGACCAGCCCCAGAGCCUCCUAGUGGAGACAGUGGUGGUGGCCCGGGCCCUGAGGGGCCGUGGCUUCGGCCGCCGCCUCAUGGAGAGCCUGGAGGUCUUUGCUCGGGCCCGGGGCUUCCGCAGGCUGCACCUCACCACCCACGACAAGCUGCACUUCUAUGCCCACCUGGGCUACCGGCUGAGCAAGCCCGUGCAGGGCCUGGCCUUCACCAGCCGGCGCCUACCGGCCGCCCUGCUCAGCACCUUCUCCAGGGCCCCUCCCCUUCGGCCGCCCUGCAAGGCUCCCAGCCUGCCGGUGCAAGCUGCCCCAAGAGGCCCGAAGGCACCCCCAUUGCCGCCACCACCCCCUCCGCUACCUGAGCCCUUGACCACCUCACCCCUGCCUUCAGCAGCGUCCCCCUCAGAAAGUCCGCUGGGGACGCAGUACCACGACCUGAAGGGAUGCCCCAUAUUCUGGAUGGAGAAAGACAUCUGAGAGCACCAGGCCGAGACAGUUUCUGGGCACCUGGACUGCCUGGCACAGUACCGGCCACAGCCCACAGUCCACACCUCAGUCCCUAGCCCCUGGGGGGCAGCUCUAGCCUGGACGUGUUUCCAGACGCCAGGAGGGCCAGGAGCUGGCUCUGUAGCUCUGGCUCGGAGCCGUCCAUGUGGCUGAAUAAAGGCUUCCACCAGG